Molecule: messenger RNA, 954 nt
Organism: Tricharina praecox
Lineage: Eukaryota; Fungi; Ascomycota; Pezizomycetes; Pezizales; Pyronemataceae
Exons: 5
Coding region: 1-954 (317 amino acids)
Source: RefSeq, a predicted model, not a curated record
AUGAAUCCUUCAGGCGCGCUGCAACCGUCACCAGGCCCCAAGCCUCCGGCACGCUACCAAUGGGGCAAACCCAUCAAAGACCAGAUCUUCUGGCAGAAGCCCGACAAGCCAAUGUUCCUCGACGAAGUGUUGCUCGACUUCCCAGAGGCUGAUAUGAAUGUUGGACCCACCUCGAAGGUCGAGGCCAAUGUGCGAUUCCUCCGACAGCGCCACCAGGAGCAGAGGCGCCGUCUUCUGGCGCGUCACGAAGCCGAGUACCAGAAGUGGAUGGCCGACAUCGAGAAAGGCAUCGAUGUUGAGGACUUCCCCGCCGACGACUACCAGUUUAUCAAGCCUACCAUUGGGAUUUAUCCAGAGUCCGUCGAGAUGAUCAAAUCGGAGGAAUCAAGGGCGAUGAUCAAGCGUCUGCCGAUCGACAAGCGCAACGUGUUGGUCUCUAUCGAUCAGCUUAUCGCCCUCACGCAACCGUCUGGCUCCGGGGGGCACACUGCUCCUGAUGCCCGAGAAUCCUCUGCGUCCGGAGAUGCACGCAAGUCAAGGAGCGGUACUCCUCCUGUCCGAAAUGACCGGGUGCGUACUCUGGAGAAGAUAAAUCCCAUCGACGAUGGUCGGACUCGUGCUCGGAGAAUUCCCGCUGACGAUGGUGGGAUUUGCGCUCAGCAGACAUCACGCCGUCAGCUAGAAACUCCGGCGAUCAAUUUCGCCGCGCUGAUUGGGCGUAUGGCAGCCGACGAGCGGAGAAGGAUGCUGGGCGAAGACCAGGAGCUGCGGCUGUUCCACAUUGACACCAUGGAGAUCUACUACCAGGCCAUGAUGAAACUUGACUCGGUCAAGUAUCCCCCGCUGCCUCCGCAGCAGAGGGAGGGUCGAACAACGGCGCCGCUGAAUAAGGACGGCAGCGCGUUCAGAAGGAGGUCGUCGGGCUGGUUUUCCUGCCCAGAGGCCACGGAGUAG